GCAGAAGCUCCCAGAGCGAGGACACCAGGGGACCAGCCAGGAGACAGACAAGCAACUCCAGAGCCCCCUGGAAAUAACCUCCCAGACCACACACCCCCACCCCGACAGGCAGCCAGACGACUUGCUCCCUCUAACACAUCCUGCCACAGGGCUCUACCGUCUCCCAGCUGGACUUGAGCCCUUCAGAAGAAGACGCCAUGAGCACUGAAAGCAUGAUCCGGGAUGUGGAGCUGGCAGAGGAGGCGCUCUCCAAGACGGCAGGGGGCUCCCAGGGUUCCGGAAGGUGCUUGUGUCUCAGCCUCUUCUCCUUCUUCCUGGUCGCAGGAGGCACCACGCUCUUCUGCCUGCUGCACUUCGGGGUAAUCGGCCCCCAGAGGGAAGAGUUCCCAACUGGCUACUCCAUCAUCAGCCCUCUGGCUCAGACACUCAGAUCAUCUUCUAAAACCUCAAGUAACAAGCCCGUAGCCCAUGUUGUAGCCAACCUCAGUACUCAGGGGCAGCUCCGGUGGCUGAACACAUAUGCCAACACCCUCCUGGCCAACAGCGUGAAGCUGGAAGACAACCAGCUGGUGGUGCCAACGGACGGGCUGUACCUCAUCUACUCCCAGGUCCUCUUCAGGGGCCAAGGCUGCCCUUCCACCCACUUGUUCCUCACCCACACCAUCAGCCGCAUCGCUGUCUCCUACCCGACCAAGGUCAACCUCCUCUCUGCCAUCAAGAGCCCUUGCCAGAGGGAGACGCCAGAGGGGGCUGAGGCCAAGCCCUGGUAUGAGCCCAUCUACCAGGGAGGGGUCUUCCAGCUGGAGAAGGGUGAUCGACUCAGUGCUGAGAUCAACCUGCCCGACUAUCUGGACUUUGCUGAGUCUGGGCAGGUCUACUUUGGGAUCAUUGCCCUGUGAGGGAGCAGGACAUCCAUCCUAUCCCACCUCAAUUACUUUAUUAUUUACUCCUUCAGACCCGCUCAUCCCCUUCUGGUUUAGAAAGAGAAUUAGGGACUCAGGGCUGGGCUCCAAGCUUAAAACUUUAAACAACAACAACACUUAGAAAUCAGGGAUGCAGGGAAGUAUGGCCUGGACAAUGGGGCACUGACCACCACCAAGAAUUGGAACUGGGUCUUCUGGAACUCACUGGGGUCCUUGCGUUUGGAUUCCUGGAUGCAACCUGGGACACCCAGAAUGUGGGGGCCAGGGGACCUUGGGUUCUGACUGGAACACUUCAGAACAUUCCUUGAGAAGAUCUCACCCAGAACUUGACAUGAGUGGACUUCAGGCCUCCCUUUCUUCCAAUGUUUCCAGACUUCCCUGAGAUGGGGAGCCCAGCCACACCCCAACAGGGCCAGCUCCCUCUAUUUAUGUUUGCACUUGUGAUUAUUUAUUAUUUAUUUAUUAUUUAUUUAUUUACUAAUGAAUGUAUUUAUUCAGGAGGUCAAGGUGUCCUGGGAGAUCCAAUGUAGGGGCUGCCUUGGCUCAGAUGUGUUUUCUGUGAAAACGGAGCUGAACUGUAGGUCGUUCCCACCCUGCCUCCUGGUCUCUGUGCCUCCUUUUGCUUAUGUUUUUAAAAUGUAUUUAUCUGAUCAGGUUGCCUAAAUAAUGCUGAUUUGGUGACUGACUUGUCGCUACAUCACUGAACCUCUGCUCCCCAGGGGAGUCGUGUCUGUAACCGCCCUACUGGUCAGUGGCGAGAAAUAAAGUGUGCUUAG
Orcinus orca (killer whale) is the source of this 1699-nucleotide messenger RNA. It is a transcript of the gene TNF, whose product is annotated as tumor necrosis factor. Gene Ontology annotation, molecular function: CD40 receptor binding; cytokine activity; tumor necrosis factor receptor binding. Gene Ontology annotation, cellular component: membrane; cell surface. The transcript is spliced from 4 exons. Lineage: Eukaryota; Metazoa; Chordata; Mammalia; Artiodactyla; Delphinidae. Gene Ontology annotation, biological process: tumor necrosis factor-mediated signaling pathway; positive regulation of transcription by RNA polymerase II; immune response. Bases 198 to 899 code for a protein of 233 amino acids. The record is from RefSeq and is a predicted model, not a curated record.